Bipolaris maydis ATCC 48331 is the source of this 891-nucleotide messenger RNA. Its product is annotated as ankyrin repeat-containing domain protein. Gene Ontology annotation, molecular function: protein binding. Lineage: Eukaryota; Fungi; Ascomycota; Dothideomycetes; Pleosporales; Pleosporaceae. The record is from RefSeq and is a predicted model, not a curated record.
CCUGUUCACAAGGCAGCCGAACAAGGGGACAUCUCGAAACUCACCUCCCUUGUACACUCUGCCGAGAACAUCGACGAUUAUGACAUGUAUGGUGUCUGUACACCACUUCAUCUUGCCAUACAAGGCGAUCAUGCUGAGGCCGUCAAAAUACUUCUUGAAGCUGGGGCAGAUCCGGAGAAACUAGAUUACUCAGACACUGCACUUGAUCCUCCACACCCCGCUGUUGACCUUGUAGCCUGGAUUACUAUCAAAACCAUGGUAGAUGCUGGAGCUAGCUUCGAAGUAACGAACCAGAGCUUGCGCACACCACUCCACCUUGCUCAAACGCGAGCAAUUGCCGACUUUCUCUGCAGCCUGGGAGCAAAUACCUCGGCAAAAGACGACCAGGGACAGAUGCCUCUCCACACAGCAUGUCAUAAAGUGCUUGCAGAUGUGGUAGAUCUCCUGAUCUCUCGCAAUCCAAGCGUGAAUGAAAUUGCCACAAAGGACCAAUUCACACCGCUCCACUUUGCGACUUGCGGAAGACACGGUCUGACUUCACAUAUCUAUGUACCAGAAGAGUCAUGGAACAGGGAAACAUCAAUCUGUCGACUCCAAACGGUUCAGGUUCUACUCAAAAACGGUGCAAACAUCCAAGCAGCAACAUCCGAUGGGCUCACAGCGCUGCAUGGAGCAGCACACAAGGGCGACAUCAAUCUAACCCGCUUUCUGCUUGAGCAGGGCGCAAAUGUCAAUGCUCCUACAGUAGCAGGAGAAACUGCGCUGCACACAGUAAUGGCCAUCGAUGCUUUCCAGGCACCCACGGAGUCCCAGAUAUCAGCCAUGGCGACUCUUUUGCUGGAAUACGGCGCCAACCUUGAGACCAAAGAUGGAACAGGUGCGACACCGCUG